Molecule: messenger RNA, 957 nt
Organism: Merops nubicus (carmine bee-eater)
Lineage: Eukaryota; Metazoa; Chordata; Aves; Coraciiformes; Meropidae
Gene: EGFL7
Product: EGF-like-domain, multiple 7
Exons: 9
Coding region: 1-957 (318 amino acids)
Biological process (GO): anatomical structure development
Cellular component (GO): cell surface; extracellular region
Molecular function (GO): signaling receptor binding
Source: RefSeq, a predicted model, not a curated record
AUGCCCCGCGCCGCCUGCCUCCUCCCGGGACUCUUCCUCAUCCUCAGCACCACCAGCGCGGAUGGCUUUGCCCGGGCAGGCCGCAGGGUCUGUGCCGGGACGCCGCGGAGCCGGGUGGGCGCCUACACUGAGUCCCACAUCCAGCCCGUGUACCAGCCCUACCUCACCACCUGCCAGGGCCACCGCCUCUGCAGCACCUACAGGACCCUCUACCGAGUUGCCUACCGGCAGGCCUACAAGCAGCUGCCCAUGGGCUCCUGCUGCCCGGGGGGGAGCAGAGCCAACAGCCACACGCCUGGCUGCAACACAGCUCUGUGCUGGGUGCCGUGCCAGAACGGCGGGAGCUGCGUCUUCCCCGGCAGAUGCGCCUGCCCGCCCGGCUGGACGGGGCCAGCCUGCCAGACAGACGUGGAUGAGUGUGCCGGGCAGGGCCAUGGCUGUGAGCAGCUCUGCACCAACACGGCCGGGAGCUACCGAGUCCCUCUGCCACCCAAAACCACCUCCCCUGGGCACAAAUCCAGCCACUGCUCCAUCUGCAAGGGUGACACGGCCGUGGCACGGGGCUUCCAGGACGUGGCUGUUCUCUCCUUCGUCAUCCUCCUUGCCAGGGGCCGGGUCUGGAGCGCGGAGCAGCCGCUGCACCUUCCACUUCACCUCGGGCAAAUGGGCUUUUACUCGCUGACCUUCUUUUGGCUGUGUUUUUCAGGUGCCUCCAGUGGAAUGAAGGAAGAAAUGAACGACCUGAAGAGCAGAGUGGAAGCGCUGGAGCAGAAGCUGCAGCUGGUGCUGGCCCCUUUCCACAACCUCAUGCCCUCCGCGCCGGAGGACGUCGGCGCCGACCCCAUCAGCCGCCUGUCCCACUCCCUGCAGCAGCUGGACAGGAUCGACUCCCUGAGCGAGCAGAUCUCCUUCCUGGAGGAGAGGCUGGAGACGUGUUCUUGCAAGAAUGAACUCUAG